AUGGACUAUAGAGACUUUCUGCUUCGAGUAAUAACAGGAAUUGUCACCAUUACAGAUUCAGCUGUAAGUGAGUUUGCGGCAACAUACACACUUAAGAAGGUGGAUAUAUUGUGCUCAAAUUACUCCUCUCUUUGGGCACAAACAUACUUAACCUAUAGCCUCCCAAUAACUAUGGGUGAAAACCCCCUGGAAGAACCAAAGCUGUGUGUUAAGACAUAUGGGCCGAUUGGCAUGUUUCCAGAGUCAUCGUUGCUCUACUUUUCUGCCAGUCUGAUAUUGCUAUCCGAACUAUCUGGUACUACUAUCACUGUGCCCAUUCAGAGGGGCAAGGUCCAAGAGGAGUUCAAAUACUGGGGCACGUAUUAUCACGACGCCACCUCUUUCUUCUGCUAUAAUUGUAGCACCGUUAGUGCAAGCGAAAAAGAUUUCUGUGAGAAGCUCAUUAGCAAUUUUGCUUCACUUGAUCUUCACAUCGCUGCCCUUCAACUAUCUUCAAAAUAUGAACGCACUACUAGGUCUCUACCCACGAUCCAGUUUCAUGCUCACCAGCUUAUCGAUAAUUAUUACCAUUAUGGCCUAGACAAGUACCAGCUCUACUCUGAUACCAACUAUUACCCUAUCUUCAUAGCGGAGAACGGAUUGCACUUCGUAGUCACUGGGCUCGAAUACAUUUUUGACAAGCCGCAGGGGACCACGUACAGUGUUGUCAGUUUCAUUCUCUACUCUCUGGACGGCUAUCACCUCAAUGAUAUCCAUCUAAAGUUAUCAUAUUCAUAUGUGCAUCCCAUCACCGGCAAAUAUCUUUGGUUGUUAGUUCCUAAGGAUGUGAACUAUAAUACGCGCGAGGUAGCUAACCUUGCACUGCACAAUAAGCUUAAAGGGGAGUUGGUGGUGAAGCAUAUGAACGGCAAGGACCAAAUACAGGGUAUCGAAAUAGCUAGUUUCUCUCUCAUCCUUCCAUCUUGCUUUGAUAGAACACUGGUCAUCCUUCAUCAAUCCUCUAUUUCUAUUCUAUUGAACCUGUCCAUGACCCCAAUGGAUACGAUGAACUGCUUAAUUGCCAACUCAAACCACACUAGCUUCACAUCUGUAGAAUACAUUGACAAUAAGUCAGCUCUCUACAUUGAUGAGAAGGUCCAAAUGUAUGCUAUCCUCUAUUACUUUCCUCGCAAUUCGGAUAUAAAUAGAGACAUGCAUCUUAUAGGCGCGUUCGUCAUAUCCACUGAAGUGUCAGCGAUGGAGACAGAGGUGACCAUGGACUGUGCGGGCAACUGGAUAGGAUACAGCAAGUAUGAUUGGCCCAUGUCAUGCCUGCAUCAGCUGAACCAAGCCCGGCACCAUAUGAUGAAUGGUGACCUCAGGGCAAUUGUUCGAGUACAUAAUGAUUAUCAGUUGGUGGAUCUAUUUGUCUAUGACGAGAUCCGGUCUACCACUCAGUUUAUCUACGUCUUGAUAAUAGUCUCUGUUUGUUGUAUAUUUGUAGUUUUUAUCUACUACUGUAUCUUGUUGUGUAAGUUUUACCGCCGGCUGCUAAGAUGA
This is a messenger RNA of Giardia duodenalis, 1539 nucleotides long. RefSeq lists its product as uncharacterized. The record is from RefSeq and is a predicted model, not a curated record. The transcript has a single exon. Bases 1 to 1539 code for a protein of 512 amino acids. NCBI's taxonomy places the organism in Eukaryota, Fornicata, Diplomonadida, Hexamitidae.